Molecule: messenger RNA, 1122 nt
Organism: Molossus molossus (Pallas's mastiff bat)
Lineage: Eukaryota; Metazoa; Chordata; Mammalia; Chiroptera; Molossidae
Gene: PSMB8
Product: proteasome 20S subunit beta 8
Exons: 6
Coding region: 60-887 (275 amino acids)
Cellular component (GO): proteasome core complex
Molecular function (GO): threonine-type endopeptidase activity
Source: RefSeq, a predicted model, not a curated record
GGGCUUUCGCUUUCACUUCCUUCUGCGAGAGCGGACAGAUCUCCGGGUGCUGGGCGAUCAUGGCGCUGCUGGAGGUGUGCGGAGCCCCCCGAGGGCAGCCGGAGGACUGGGCUUUCCCCCUUUCGGGAAGCCGGCAUUGCUCGGACCCGGGACACUACAGUUUCUCAAUGCGAUCUCCGGAGCUCGCCCUCCCCCGGGGAAUGCAGCCCACUGAAUUCCUCCGGUCCCUGGGUGAGAACAGAGAAAGCAAAGUUCAGAUUGAGAUGGCCCAUGGCACUACCACCCUCGCCUUCAAAUUCCAGCACGGAGUGAUUGUGGCGGUGGAUUCCCGGGCCUCAGCUGGGAAUUACAUUGCCACCUUAAGGGUAAACAAGGUGAUUGAGAUCAACCCUUACCUGCUUGGCACCAUGUCUGGCUGUGCAGCGGACUGUCAGUACUGGGAGCGGCUGUUGGCCAAGGAGUGCAGACUGUACUAUCUGCGGAAUGGGGAGCGGAUCUCGGUGUCAGCAGCCUCCAAACUGCUCUCCAACAUGAUGUGCCAAUACCGGGGCAUGGGCCUCUCCAUGGGCAGCAUGAUCUGUGGCUGGGACAAGAAGGGUCCUGGACUCUACUAUGUGGAUGAACAUGGGACUCGGCUCUCAGGAAGUAUGUUCUCCACUGGUAGUGGGAACACCUAUGCCUACGGGGUCAUGGAUAGUGGCUACCGGCCUGAUCUUAGCCUUGAAGAGGCCUAUGACCUGGGCCGCAGGGCUAUUGUUCAUGCCACCCACCGAGACAGCUAUUCUGGAGGUGUUGUCAAUAUGUACCACAUGAAGGAAGAUGGUUGGGUAAAGGUGGAGAGUACAGACGUCAGUGACCUGAUGCACCAGUACUGGGAGGCCAAUUAGUAACAGUGGUGGCGGCUGGGCAGGUCUUCUCUGGGAAAGCCCAGCGACUCUGGGACCUGAGCCAGCCUACCCUCCAGGACAAAGAGGGUCUUAACCUAAGCCCAGAGAUAGGGAACCAGUGGUCAGGGGCAUUGGGGCAGGUUCAUCCUUUGUGUGUUCUCUAUUUUAAGGGGCAUUCACCCCACUCAGCCAUCUGGGUACCCCACUCAGUACAAUAAAGGAAACGGUUAUAGAA